Molecule: messenger RNA, 6261 nt
Organism: Seriola aureovittata
Lineage: Eukaryota; Metazoa; Chordata; Actinopteri; Carangiformes; Carangidae
Product: cyclin-dependent kinase-like 5
Biological process (GO): positive regulation of axon extension; protein phosphorylation; regulation of dendrite development
Cellular component (GO): nucleus; dendrite cytoplasm
Molecular function (GO): ATP binding; protein kinase activity
Source: RefSeq, a predicted model, not a curated record
UGAUGUUCUCGCAGCUUGUCAACCGCACGAUCCAGUUACUGUAGCUGCCUGCUGCAAUGAAAAUAUCUUCGUUGGUGGGUGGAUAUAUGGGCUCAUUUCCAUCAUUUUUCACCAACCACUGACUGAGUAAAAGUGAGCCACUGUUGGAGGCAUGUGGCGGAUAUUAUGGCUCAUAGCCGGCAUGCACCUCUCGGGAGCCAACAGCUGGCCGGCUCAUGCCAUCCUGUAGCCGGGCCCCCUCCACCUGAGCUCCAUGCACCUCACACAAUACACCUUUGACUUCAUGAAGAUCCUUGACAUCUGUGAUGUAAUGAAUAAAUUUGAAGUCCUUGGGAUUGUGGGUGAAGGUGCCUAUGGUGUUGUUUUAAAGUGCAGACACAAGGAGACCAAUGAAAUUGUGGCCAUUAAGAAAUUCAAGGACAGUGAAGAAAAUGAGGAGGUCAAAGAAACAACGCUGCGGGAGCUUAAGAUGCUCCGCACCCUCAAGCAGGAGAAUAUUGUUGAGUUGAAAGAGGCCUUCCGCAGAAGAGGGAAGCUCUAUCUGGUCUUUGAGUAUGUGGAGAAGAACAUGCUUGAGCUGCUUGAGGAGUUACCAAACGGUGUGCCGACUGACAAAGCACGCAGCUACAUCUACCAGUUAAUCAAAGCCAUUCACUGGUGCCACAAGCACGACAUUGUUCACAGAGACAUAAAGCCAGAAAACCUUCUCAUCAGCUCUGAUGACGUCCUCAAGUUAUGUGACUUCGGCUUUGCACGUAAUCUCUCAGAGGGGACCGAUGCCAAUUACACUGAGUAUGUGGCCACUAGAUGGUACCGCUCUCCAGAGCUCCUGCUCGGGGCUCCUUACGGGAAGGCAGUGGACAUGUGGUCAGUGGGCUGCAUCCUGGGAGAGCUGAGUGACGGACAGCCUCUGUUCCCAGGAGAGAGUGAGAUUGACCAGCUCUUUACCAUCCAGAAAGUGCUGGGACCCCUGCCACCAGAGCAGAUGAAGCUCUUCUACAACAACCCUCGCUUCCAUGGGCUGCGGUUCCCUGCUGUGAACCAUCCCCAAACCUUGGAGCGAAGAUACCUGGGAAUCAUUGGUGGUGGCCUGCUGGACCUGCUGAAGAACCUGCUACUGCUGAACCCAACAGAGCGCUUUCUCACAGAGCAGAGCCUGAACCACCACACCUUCCAGACCCUGCGGCUGGUGGAGCGGCCCGGCCCACCCACACCUACACCUGUACGCUCCUCCAAGAGGAAACCUCACCAUGGAGACAACACCACCCCCAGCAGGAGCCACGGGGGAAAGAGCUCAGGAAGCCACCGCUCCAGCAGCAGAGAGUGCUCCAGCCUGCCCCGGCAUGAAGACCUCCACCCCAACAACGAAGGCUUUCUCAAUGGCAACAUGUCUGCAGCGAUCAACCUCAGCCCCACCCUUCAUCCCAAGACCUACCAGCCGCAGAUCUUUAACCACUCCACCUCCUGCAGCAUGGACCUGGCCAGCAGCAACCUGCCUCACCUGCUCAGCCCGGGUGAGGCCAAGAGCAAGGGCGACUUCGAGAUGAACCUGGGGUCCAAGGUGUCCGACGGCCCCGGGGCCAAGUACCUCAAAUCCAACUUUCGCUCACAGCAGAACCGCCAUUCUUUUGUGGAGGGGAAAACCAACACACUUCAAUCAGGGGAGAAACACAGUCGACACAGCUACAUGGAGUCUCACAGCUCCACGCCCUCCUCCUCCAAGUUCGCCUACCUGAACUUGUCCAAGAGCUACGGCACGCUUAGUGAUGCCAAGUCAGUAGGGAACUUAAAUGAUGUGCAUCUCUAUGCUGAUGAGCCCACAUCUCGCUAUUUUCCCUCAAGCUGCCUUGACCUCACAGCUCCCAGCAGCCCAGCAGCCCGCCGAGUCGACAGACUGGGUCCCAGCACAGCUGGCCGAGGAAGCAUGCGUUCAGACAGAGAAAGUAAUACUCUGGACUCCUCUUACAGGCGCUCCUCCACCCGCCACAAGGCCUCAGAGGAGGCCAAGACAUCAGAUGCCCUGGACCCUGGGGACAGUGGCAUUGAAAGGAGCCACGCUCACUCUCUGUCUGCUCCACAUGACCCUUUGUCCUACGGUCAGGGAUACACCAGCCCCUUCUCCUCCCAGCAGAGGCCGCACCGCCACUCCAUGUACGUACGGAGGGACCACCAGAGGACACACGGGGCGGACGAGGGGCUGCUGGUGGGGCAGGGCAUGCCUACCAGAGCCAGCAGCCUCCAGCUCCUGUCUCCACAGCUGCAGCACCGCACGCUGCCUCGCCACUCUGGGGGCUCCUCCAGAGAAGAAGACAUGAGCAGGAGCGAACAGGCACCCACUGAGGUCACCCAGAGCAGACCCUCAAUAAGGGACUCCACAAGGGACAACACUGCAUCUUUUCACACACAGCGGCAAAAAAGCGAGGUUGGCUUAUAUCAUGACCAGCAAACAGAAGAUGGGGGCUCUUCCAAAGAGAAUCGCAACAUUUACAGUGAAUCCAUGCCUCGGAGGGUGGGCAGCUUCUACAGAGUCCCCUCCCCCCGGCCAGACAACUCCUUUCAUGAUAGCAGGGGUCAGAGCCGGGGCUCGGGUCUGUCGGGGGACGGCAGCAGUUUGUCAAACCACUCCAAACGUCAACCAGCCUUUGAUCCCUGGACUGGCCCAGAUACUGUAGUGUUGAACCCCUCUGAGCCGUCCAAAGAAAAGGAGAAGCAGGGUUUCUUCAGAGCAAUAAAGAAGAAAAAGAAAAAAUCUCAGAUGGUUCCUACAGAUGGGGUGGAGACAGUUCUCCAAAAGUCCUCCAGGUCUUCAAGUCACCAGAGCAGCCGCCACAGAAGCCGGGACAAGAGCAGAGACCGGGACAAGAGCAGAGACCGGGACCAAGACCGAGACCGAGACAAGGACUGGCCGCCUGAGAAACUGUCUGAUUCACACUCUCCAAGUCAGCCACUGAAGUCACUGCGCAAGCUCCUGCACCUCUCAUCCUCAUCCUCCAACCAGACCACACCCUCUGACAUGCGCUAUCAGCCGCUGCCUAAUCCGGCCGCUGCUCAAGGUGGUUUCACAGAAAGCCGGGGUCACUCAGGGGUCAGCACGCCCCAGCUGAAGAGCCGACAGACAGCCUACCCGCUGCCUGGACAGCUGGAGUCCAGCUGGCACACAUCCGCCCUGGGCCGCCCAGAGGGCAACCCCUACCCAGAGCAAAUGAGCAUCAAGGGUGGGCAGAAUGGGCAUGGGUUCGGACGGCCCUCCAGGUCUCGUAUGCCAAACCUCAACGACCUGAAAGAGACGGCUCUGUGAUUUCUGUCACCUACGGCUUUCACAUCCACUUCAGACCACACUGUUUCCCCUCUGUUGCUCCUACACCUCCCUUACAUAACAGUACACCUGCUGUACACACACACACACACACACACACACACACACACACACACGCACACACACACGCACACACGCACACACACACGCACACACACACAUAUACACACACACACACAUACACACACACACACACACAUAUAAACACACACACGCACACACACACACACACACACAUACACAGACACACGCACACACACACGCACACACACACGCACACACACACACAUACACAUACACACGCGCACAUACACACGCACACACGCACACACACACAUAUACACACACACACACGCACGCACACAUACACACACGCACACACACAUGCACACAUGCACACAUACACACACACACACAUAUACACACACGCACACGCACACACACACACACACACACACACACACAGAAACCAAACCUUCAGUUUUAAACACUGCUUGCAAACAGGCCAAAAGCCUUUUUAUGUCUAAAUUUUUUUUUAAAGCUUUCAUGUUUGAUAGACUUUAUAUUAUUACUUCUGUAAUUCUGAUUAUAAUUUGUAUUAUAAAGUAAAUAUAUUACAAAUUAAGUAUAUAUAAAUGGAUAGAUAAAGUGUAGAUUUUAAGUGUAAGUAUUUUUGUUUCUAUUCAAUAUAGAAAUCUAGUACAUUUUACUGAGUAGUAUUUCCUUAAGACUAUUUAAGGCAUUCUAAACAAAUGAAGUUUUAUCAGUUCAUACAAUAGAGGUCAGUAAUGUCAGUAACGUGUGUUCAUCUCACCCAGAAAUCUAACUCAUCCUCUGAGCUGUUUUGCCUUUGGAUGUGCUCCGUCAUUCUUGUUAUAGAUGCUCAAAUGUGCAGCUACAAGUCAAAGCAGUUUUUGUUCUUAAAAAUAAAUUCGUAGUGCAAUUUUUCUGAGUUGGCACUGACAAUCUUAAAAGCUUCAAUCUAUUUGUUCUUUUUGAGGAUAUUUAGGUUUUUAUGUCUUUUUGAAAUGCAGCCAUCUUAGACAAUAUGGUGCCAUAAAGUGAGAGAAAUCAUAACCGACAUCGCCCUCUGUAGGACAUAAUGAAGCACUGCAUUUAGUGGUUUUUGACAGAGGUUACCUUGCACUAACAUUUAGGCACUGACUUUUCAGUCCAACAGUCUGAGACCAGGAUGGGAAAGUGGUCUGAGACUUUUGGACCCCGCUGUACAUUAUAAACAAAUAUUAUACAAAUUAAAACUAUGGCUACACCUCAAUCACUUCAAACAGAACAAACAUAACUGUUCCUUAUGCAGACCACACCGAAGACCCUUCUGUAGUAAUGUAAUCUAAAAGUAUUUACUGAAACCUGUAUUUAUGUCUGUGUCAUGAAGCACCUUAUGGAUGAAUCAUACAGUAGUCACACCUUGAUGUUCUGCAGGAUCCAGUUAAUGACAAAGUUAAUGAAGUUAGUAAUGAAAGAUGUGAUUUUCUCUGAUAACGUCUCCCACCUCCAGGAUUCAAGGAAAUCUGUUUGAUACUAAAGAUUUCACAAAAGCUGCUUCCAAGUGCUUUCAAUUGUAUAAUCAGUUAAAACAUGUGAAAAAAACAUGCAAAAUAUUCUAUAAUGUUUAACUGCUGAACAUUUUUGGUUUUUAGACAAAUUACUUGUAAGUUUUUUUUUUCUAAUUACUGUUACAUAAUCAUUUUUACAGCAGUUAGAGGAAUACAAAAGCCAUUCGUACUAGUGCAGUGGUUCCCAACUGUUUUUGUCUGAUGUGGCUCCAUGUGUUCAUUUCAGCUGGAUGUUAUUUAACACUACUGAUUAUAUAAAAGUGGACAUUUUUACAGUAAUUCUUCAUACAAGUGAACUGUCAAUGUUGUGUUUGCAUAUGUACUGUUUCCACUGACGGACUGCCAGAAGCUGGAUGUUCAACCACCCUUAACCCUUUUAUCCAUUUAUCUUUUAUUUUCAGUUUAUUUUAGAUAUUUCUACAAUUCCCCCAAUGUUUUAUCUCAAUAUUUGAACUUUCUAUCCAUUUCUUUAAGCCAUUUUUCAUUCAUUUAUUCAUCAGCAGUCUGUUUCAGCUGGUUAUCCAGUACUGUUAGCUAACUCUUUCUCUUCUCACUAGCUAACUUUUCACACACUCUUACUUGAAACACAAAGCUCCUGUUCAGGUAUUGCUGCUGACUAUGUGCACAUAUGUUUUUUUUAAUAGAGUCUUUCCAUGUACCCCCUUGUAACUGCAGAGGUACCCCUGGACUUCAUGCACCCUGGUUUGGAAUCACUGUACUAGUGUAUCUUUAACUGACGACACACUGAGACACUUGGGACAAGCUUUUAAAUGUAAAUGAACCACAGUGGGGACGGAGGCCCUGUGCUGUAAAACUUGUUCUCUGUCUGAGAUAAAGUGCCAUGAACGUAGCUCGGCAGAAAUAAAUCUUAAACUUCUUAUUGUUGCACUUUGAAGAGACUGUGUGACUCAGCAAUAUAUUGCUCUGAUGCUGUAAAUUCUUCCUCACUUCAUGUUCAUCAUGUGCACAGUGUGUGAGGACUGAGACACAGUAACACACUGAGUCCAAACCACCGUAUCGUAUUGUGUGUUGUGCAUCUGUAAGGACUGUGCACACUACACAUUUCUCUCUAUGGAUUAUUGUUUUGCUGAAGGAGCACCGUGUAUUAUAUUAAUACUGAUGUGUGACUACUUGUUUGGUAAUAUUUAUAACAGAAGAUGUUUAUCAACUGUUAAAAUGAAAUCAAGUAUUAAGUUUGUGCUUUUAUUACAGACACAAAUUAGUAGCAUAGUCAGUGUUUAUCUGCUUUUUUUUCCAACAGAGCAUUUACAUGAGAACAUAAACCCACAAAUGAAUGCUUAACAAUUUUAGAAUAUUCAUGUUUACAUAUGUAACAGUAAAUCUCAAAUAAAACAAGCUCAUUUGAUUUGA